This is a messenger RNA of Spinacia oleracea (spinach), 2889 nucleotides long. Its product is annotated as probable potassium transporter 17. The record is from RefSeq and is a predicted model, not a curated record. Lineage: Eukaryota; Viridiplantae; Streptophyta; Magnoliopsida; Caryophyllales; Amaranthaceae. Gene Ontology annotation, cellular component: membrane. Gene Ontology annotation, biological process: potassium ion transmembrane transport. The coding region runs from base 728 to 2674 and encodes 648 amino acids. Gene Ontology annotation, molecular function: potassium ion transmembrane transporter activity. The transcript has 8 exons.
UACAUUUUUCGAAUUAUUAUUUUACUCUAUUUCAAAAUGUUAAAAUUAAAUAAAGGUCUUGCCUUUUUCACCCCAUUAUUGCUUAAUUAUUAUUACUACAACGCCCAAUUUAAUAAAUAAGUAAAAUUCGAUAAAAAUAAUUUAAAUUCUGCAAAAAUAAGUCAAGUUCAGUAAAAAUCAGUUUUAUUAAGCAAAAAUCAGUAAUUUCAAUGAACAUAUACAAUAGCAAAUCAGUAAAAGUAAGUUUUAAUCAGUAAACAUAAUUGCAGCUCAAAAGAAUAAUUGAAGUUCACAAUUUGUUUAUGUUCAACCAAAAUAAUUUAAGCUCGGUAAAAAUUAGGAGAAGAGAACAGGACGUUAGAGGAGCAUUUUCUUAUUACUCACUCCGUUUGUCCUAUGAAAAUAGUGUUUUAUUAAGAUUCAAAGUGGGCGAGCAAAAUGUAUUUUAUACGAGUGUAAAGUGUUGUCCUAUGAACUUUCAUGUUAACAGGGCAAUCUUUAGAGACGGUCUAAAACGGUAAAUGGGGUAAAUAAAAGAGAUAGAGGGAGUACACUCUACCUCUUUCCUUGAAAUGUACGGAGUAAUCACAAGUACAGUAAGCUGGAAGAACUGUGCAAAAAUGGAAAAGACUAUCAAAGCCGAUGGCAUACAUUAGUCGUUGCAUACAAGACAUUGGGAGUGGUUUUUGGAGGAUUAGUGACAUCCCCACUUUAUGUAUAUCCUUCAAUGCCCUUGAAGUCUCCAACAGAAGAGGACUACUUGGGAAUUUAUAGUAUUAUGUUUUGGACUCUUAGCCUCAUUGGGGUUAUCAAGUAUGCAAGCAUUGCACUCAAAGCUGAUGAUCAAGGGGAAGGCGGAACAUUUGCUCUAUAUUCAUUACUUUGUAGGCACAUGAGAAUAGAAAAUCUUUCUGCAAGAGAUGCAGAUUCUUCUGGAGUUUCAGAUUCUGAGGGUCAAGAAAAGCAGAGUAGGCUUGGUAAAAUAUUUAAGAAAAGUGUGGUGGCUAGAAGGGUGUUGCUCUUUAUCUCUAUUCUGGGCAUGUGUAUGUUGAUUGGCGAUGGUGUACUUACUCCUGCAAUCUCAGUGUUGUCUGCAAUUGAAGGCAUAAGAGCUCCUUUCCCUAAAGUAAGCAAAUCUACAGUUGAAGCUCUUUCGGCUAUAAUUCUCAUAUUUUUGUUUCUGCUACAAAAGUUUGGUACUUCACGUGUGAGCUUCCUUUUUUCCCCUAUCAUGGGUAUGUGGACCUUGACUACUCCUCUGGUUGGGAUUUACAGCAUCAUAAGACACUACCCAGGUGUAUUCAAGGCUUUAUCACCACAUUACAUUCUCAUGUUUUUCUCCAAAAAUGGGAAGGAAGGUUGGCAGUCUCUUGGUGGCACAAUCCUCUGCAUUACAGGAUCUGAAGCCUUAUUUGCUGAUCUAGGUCAUUUUAGCAGAAGUUCCAUCCAGCUUGCAUUUCUGUUCACUAUAUACCCAUCCCUGGUUUUCACAUAUGCGGGGCAGACAGCUUAUCUCAUCAAACACCCCCAUGAUCAUGAAGAUGGAUUUUACAAGUUCAUACCAAGUCAGGUCUAUUGGCCUAUGUUUGUUAUAGCUACGCUUGCAGCUGUUGUAGCUAGUCAAUCGUUGAUUUCAGCCACCUUUUCACUUGUCAAACAGUCUGUUGUGCUGGAUUAUUUUCCCCGUGUCAAAGUGGUGCACACUUCCUGUAGCAAAGAAGGCGAGGUUUACUCCCCAGAAAUCAACUACAUCCUCAUGAUUCUAUGUGUUUCUGUCAUACUUAUCUUCGGAGAUGGAAAAGACAUUGGAAAUGCCUUUGGUGUUGUUGUCAGUAUGGUCAUGCUUAUAACUACCAUACUUCUGACUCUGGUCAUGAUUGUAAUCUGGAGAACCUCACCAGUAUUAGUAUUCCUAUUCUGCUUUACAUUUUUAACAAUGGAAAGCAUAUAUGUCAGUGCUGUAUUGAUCAAAAUUCCAGAGGGUGGAUGGAUCCCUUUUGCGAUUUCAUUCAUCCUUGCAUUCAUCAUGUUCGGUUGGUACUAUGGACGGCAAAGAAAGGUUGACUAUGAGUUGACACACAAGAUUAACAUUGACAGACUCCGGGUACUAUUAUCUGAUCCUGGUGUACAAAGGGUCCCUGGAAUUUGCUUCUUCUACACCAAUAUUCAAGAUGGCUUAACACCUGUGCUUGGACAUUACAUCAAAAACAUGAGAUCUCUUCAUAAGGUCACUAUUUUCACGACCCUACGAUACUUAUUGGUCCCAAAAGUUGCACCAAAUGAGAGAAUUAUAAUCAGCAAAUUCGACCUGAAAGGGAUUUAUGGGUGCAUAAUUCAAUACGGUUAUGCAGAUUCCUUGCAUCUUGAAGGAGGAAACCUUGUGAAUCAAGUAAUUGUUUGCUUACAGGAUUUUAUAACACAUUACUCUGGGCAUUUGUCAUGUGAUGAAACGGGUAUCCAAGAAGAGCUUACGAACUUGGAAGAAGCCAUGAAUGUUGGUGUUGUGCAUGUUGGAGGGAAGACAAGGUUUCAUAUAGGUCAGAAUUGUAGCUGGUUUGACAGAAUUAUGCUUGCAUUUUAUGAAGUCAUGCACAGUAACUGUCGGUCUUCUCUGCCUGCUUUAGGAGUGCCACUUCCCCAGCGUAUGGAAGUUGGUAUGCUUUAUGAGGCUUGAAAUCAAAGGGAGUGAUCAAGGUUUGUUACUCUUUUUCUGCAUAUGCAAUGAAAUAACAGUGCUUUUUUUAUGUGCAAGGAUAUUGUUUGAAGAUAAUUUUAGUUCUUGCAGAUGUAAUUUCCUUGUAUAUUAUAGUAUAAAUUGUGCAGAAUAAUACCAUUAUUUGAAAUGCCUUACUGUCAUUUCAGAAUGCACAUUACUCCAUCUUGGUUUUA